Messenger RNA from Seminavis robusta, 1424 nucleotides. NCBI's taxonomy places the organism in Eukaryota, Bacillariophyta, Bacillariophyceae, Naviculales, Naviculaceae. The record is from the annotation of a GenBank genome assembly.
ACGAAAUCACACGACUUGAUUGGGAUCUUUUAUCGGAUCGGCUUGGUGUGAUUGUGCUGGUCAACCAAUCCAUCACUUUUAGAACUCAUCCUCUUACACAACUGCUGCUGUCGGGCUUCAUUUUCGUAGACUCUCUCCUCUGUGUCACACUACCGGUACAAAACAAGAUAGAACUGGACUUGGAACAAGACAAUGACGCUUUCAGUUGUUACCGGAGGAACGGGUUUUGUUGGAAGAAGACUGGUUCAAUCGCUUGUUGCUCGGGGAGACAAGGUCCGAGUACUGGACAUUACAGUGCCACAGCCUGACGACGACCUCCAUGGCAAGGUUGAAUUUUUAAAAACGGACAUUACAAAUCAUGAAGCUGUGAAAAAAGGUGUCACUGGUGCUACCACCGUCUUUCAUGUGGCCAGUGUCGUUCACACGAAGCAGAACCAACAAGAUUUUGUAUUUAAGGUCAAUCUGGGAGGCACCCAAAACCUUAUUCAAGCCUGCCAGGAAGACAAGGAUGUGAAGAAACUGGUUUACGUAUCCAGUGGAGGGGUAGUCUACCAAGGGAAAGACAUUGAAAAUGGAGACGAGUCGCUGCCAUAUGCAACAACAUCCAGGGCUCCCUACGUGCUCAGCAAGAUUGAAGCAGAGAAGGAAGUUCUGGCUGCGGCUAGUUCGGAACCGGGUGGAUUGGCUACGAUAUCACUGCGACCACAUGUCAUUUUUGGUCCUGGCGAUGUUCGAUUCAUACCAGCGGUCAUCAAGAACGCCAAAGAAGGAAAGCUCAAAUUCCAAAUUGGCCGAGGCGACUGGAUGAGCGACUAUACCUACGUGCAAAAUCUUGUUGAUGCCUGUCUCUUGGCUGAUGAAAAGCUCAAAAAUACAUCGCCCAUUUCUGGCCAGGCAUACUUUAUCACCAACGGCGAGCCCAUGCCAUUUUGGGACUUUGUCCGAUCCGCUCUCAAGCGGUUGGAUCUGCCACCAAUGUCCGACACGCCGCUGCCCCAUCAACCUGUUUUGGCGUUGGCGUAUGCUAGAGAGUGGUUUGAUACCUAUGUGCGAGGAGGUACAAUCAACGACGAGGAUGGAUUCACUCCCUUUGCGAUCAAGUACAUGUGUACGCAUCAUUACUUCAGCAUUGACCGGGCUCGGAAGGACCUGGGCUAUGAACCAAAGGUUUCCGUUGCGGAGGGAUUGGAGUUGACCUGCAGGGACCUCGAAGAACACGGAGCCAUCUAACGUCCGUCCGUUCGCUGCUUCAGGGCACCUUCUCAAGUAGCCGGUAUAGCAACUGUCGUGAUAAAUGAAACAAAACCUACUGUUGGUAUCAAAAGUUGAAAGUUGGAUAGUCUAGCAAAGUAUUUGUUUGUCAGUAGAGAAUCAUGUGAAUACCCAAUUCGAUCAUUUGUUCAACUUGGAUGCUGGCGACAGCA